Messenger RNA from Sorex araneus (European shrew), 6264 nucleotides. RefSeq names its product EEF1A lysine methyltransferase 1 (gene EEF1AKMT1). Gene Ontology annotation, biological process: methylation. The coding region runs from base 860 to 1549 and encodes 229 amino acids. Lineage: Eukaryota; Metazoa; Chordata; Mammalia; Eulipotyphla; Soricidae. Gene Ontology annotation, molecular function: nucleic acid binding; protein-lysine N-methyltransferase activity. The record is from RefSeq and is a predicted model, not a curated record. The transcript is spliced from 5 exons.
GCGGGCCUGCUGCUGUGCGGUGCCUUUGUAUCAUCCUGUUCGCCGGGGCUGGCUCGUGCGUGGUGUGAGGCGCGGUCGGCGCGAGGCCGAGAGGGCGAAGCCGUCGCCUUGGAGCCGGGAGGGCCGGCGGGCGGCUGGGCUGGCCGGAGCCGGGCCUCGGGCCUUCCCGCCGGGCCGCGGUGGCCCCGGCGGGAGGCGUUUCCGGGUCGGAGGGGCGGGGGCGUCCCGGGACCGAGGAGACAGUUCCCUCUCCCGCCAGCCGCCGGUGGCCCGGGACUGAGGCGACAGUCCCUCUCCUGCCGGUGCCCCGGUAUUGAGCAGACAGUUCCCUCGGGCCUUCCCGCCGGCCGCGGGGGUCCCGGGACGGCCGCUUACGGGCCUGAGGGGCGUCGGAGGCGUCCCGGCCAGCGCCGUCCGCCGAGGUUUGGAGGCGCCAGCAGGCCGCGUCGGGGAGUCUCUGCGGAGCCGGGGUCGCGCGCGGGUCCACCCGCGACAGCUGUGAUUCACCCCCGGAUCCCCUUGGCGUUUUAGAAGAUAAUGUGUGGGGGCUCGGGACUGGCAGGCCGCAAAUUUUAGCGAAUUAAAACUUCGACGUAAAAGUCUUGCACAUCCUUUAUUAAGUUGAUUCCUAGAUAUUUGUUGUUUUGGGACAGUACUUUAAGUGGAGUAGCCUUUUUAAUUUCUUCCCCGUCUGUCUGCACUCAGUGAUACAUAACUAUAGGCAAUGUGAGAUUUGAUGAGUGGUGGAUGUUAGCCUAUUUGAAAUGGCUGAGGUGGGGUCCGGAGGCUGGAAAUUAAUCUUCCUUGAUAGGAUGUAGCAGCAAGCAGAGAUUCGGGAGCUGUGGAUGGGCCCAUUGAAAUGACAGUCCGUUAUCUUUUUGGCUUGUCAUUGACAAUUUGUGUAAUGAGUGACUCAGAGGAUGAUGACGUUCCCCAGCUUUCAGCCCAAACCUUAAUAGCUCUCCAGGAAUUUUAUGCUGAGCAGAAACAACAGAAUGACCGAGGUGGGGAUGAUAAAUAUAGCAUUGGAACCAUAGAAGAGAAUUGGCAGUUAAGCCAGUUUUGGUACAGCCCGGACACUGCAUCACGACUCGCAGAGGAAGCAGUUGCUGCUUCUGAAGAAGGUGGCAGAAUUGCCUGUGUGAGCUCCCCCAGUGUUUACCAGAAGUUGCGAGAGCUACACAGUGAAAACUUUUCUGUGUACCUCUUUGAAUAUGACAGAAGAUUUUCCAUAUACGGGGAGGAGUUUAUCUUCUAUAAUUACAACCAUCCGCUGGAGCUGCCGGCGAAGGUUGCUGCACAUAGUUUUGACAUCGUCAUAGCUGAUCCUCCCUAUCUUUCCGAGGAAUGUCUCAGGAAAGUGUCAGAAACCAUCAAGUAUCUAACUCGGGGCAAGAUUCUGCUGUGUACAGGUGCUGUCAUGGAAGACGCGGCAGCAGAGCUGCUUGGAGUGAAGAUGUGCAAGUUCAUUCCAGAACACACCCGGACCCUGGGCAACGAGUUCCGCUGUUACGUGAAUUACGAUUCGGGGCUAGACAGUGACAUCUGAAUGCAGAUAGAGAGUGCUCCAGCACUUUCCCUCUAAUGACAGUCCCUCAUUAAUUUCUUAGAUUGACUUAUGACCCCGCCCCUCCUCCUGCAAUUGGGGCUGCCUGAUCAAUUUCUAAAAUUAACAUGUAACUUCUUGUUGUAAUUUCUUUUUUUGUUUUCUUUUUGUUUGUUUUGUUUUUGGGCCACACCCAGAAAUGCUCAGGGAUAAUUCCUGACUCUGCACUCAGGAAUCACUCCCGGCAAUGCUCAGGAUACCAUAUGGAAUUCUAGGGAUCAAACCCAGGUCCACUACGUGCAAGGCCUUACCCACUGUACUAUGUCUUUCAGCCCCUUAUUGUAAUUUUUUUCUUUCCCUUUAUCUCGAGGCACCAAGACAUAGAGGUAGUUGUGCUACUGUUGAUGUUUUAGGCGUCUGGGGCCACUGCGCCCGCCACCUGAGCACCUUCCCUGUCUGUCUUUCAGUUUCUUUUCGGUUCCUGAGCAGACCCAGUGUACUGGCAGGAUUUCAGGGUUUGUUUUCAUUGGCUGCUCUGUUUGACAUAUCUAUAAGCAUGGACUCCCUUGGAUUCACUUUGCUCAGCACGAGACCUUCCAAUUCCAUGUAGCUUGCAGCAAACUGCAAGAUCCCAUCUUAUUCCAUGGGGUAGUAUUCCAGUGUGUACAUUUAAAAUUUUUCUUUAGGGUUUUGUGCCACACCUAGUGGUGCUCAGGAAACAUUCAAAUCCGAGGCUCCUCAUGCUUACGCCUUGAUGCAUGUUCCAGACCCUUUCUUUAUCUACUCCUCUGUUGUUAGGUUGUUUCUAGUCCAGGUUAUUGUAAGUAGCUCUGCAUUGAACAUAGGUGUGCAAAUAUCUUGUCCAAUUAAUGUUUCUGCAUUCCUGGGAGAGGUGCCAAGGAAUGCAAUUACUGCGUCUUAAGGAAGUUUUGUUUUGUUUUUUUGGUUUGGAGGCCACAUUAGCAGUGCUUAGGGGCUAUUCCUAGAAGCAUUUGGGGACCGUGUUCCAGGGAUCAAACUCAGACCUUCUGUAUGCAAAGCAUGGGCUCAGCCCCUAGAAGGCUUUUUUUUUUUUUUUUUUUUUUUUUUUUUCUUUUUUGGGUCACACCCAGCGAUGCACAGGGGUCACUCCUGGCUCAUGCACUCAGGAAUUACUCCUGGCGGUGCUCGGGGGACCAUAUGGGAUGCUGGGAUUCGAACCCGGGUCGGCCGCGUGCAAGGCAAACGCCCUACCCGCUGUGCUAUCACUCCAGCCCCCGAAGGCUUUUUUUUUUAAUGUUCUUUGGGGUCACAGCUGGCAGUGAGAUAUUUCUGUACUGUUUUACAUGGUGUCUUACUCAGACUAAACCAGCAGUGUGAGGGUUCCCCUUUUACCCCACUGAUUCUUUCUGGACUGACAGAAGUAGGCCACACUCAGUAGUAUGUGAUGCUAUCUCAUUUGAUUUGCCUGUCACUGAUCAAUAAAUCAGUGAAGCUGAAUACUUUUUCUUAUGCCUAUUGACCAUUUGCAUGUCUCCUCAUGUUGGGUUUUUUUCUUUUAUUUGUUUGUGGUGUGUGCUUGGAGAUCACUCCGAAUGGUGCUGCUGCCUGGGGUGAAACAAUGCAUGCCCCAUCUCUCCAGGUCCUGGUCUUUUGGUUAGAAACUUCUGCUCAUAUUUCUCCAUGUUUCUGUUGUUCAGUUUUGUGAGUGCUUUUAUAUGUCUUGGAUGUAUGGCAUGACAGUAUUGUUUCCCAUUCAUCUUAAGGUGUCUUAUUUUUUGGUAAGUUUUUGGUUUGGUUUGGAGCACUUAGCAAUGCACUGGGCUGACUCCUGGCUCUGUACUCUGGGAUCACUUCUGGCAGAGCUCAGGAGGCCAUAUGGGAUGCUGAGGAUUGAACCCAGUUUGGUCAUAUGCAAGACAAAUGCCCUACCCACUAUCCUAUCACUCCAGCCCUAGUUUUAUUUUAUUUUUUUAUUUUUCAUUUUUGGGUCACACCCGGCAAUGCACAGGGUUACUCCUGGCUCUGUACUCAGGAAUUACUCCUGGUGUGCUCGAGGGACCAUAUGGGAUGCUGGAAAUCGAACCCGGGUUGGCUGCGUGCAAGGCAAAUGCCCUAUCCGCUGUGCUAUUGCUCCAGCCCCCCUAGUUUUAUUUUAGCUGUUGUUUCAUAGUACAUAAAGUUUUUAAUUUAAUGUUCCAUUUGUUUAUUUUUUUGUUUCUGUUAGUUUGCUUCUGUCAAAUCAUUGAAGAUGCCUCUGAAGUCAGUAUCAUGGAACGUUUUCUUCAUGAAGUUCAUGGAUCUGUAAAUCUGUAAAAUUCAGUAUCUUGGAAAGUGUUGCACAGGGGUCCUUGGCCACACAGUACUUGCCAACCAUGCUGCUGGUUCAGCACUAAGGCCCAAGGACUCACUUCAGCGUGGGCCUCCAGUGCCAGAAUGUACCAAAGCUACCUUGGCAGCAGAGGGCCAGGGAAGGGAUGCGUAUGCUUCCAGUGACACCCUGAGGUGCAGUGUUUGGGGGUCUCUGAUGUUUAAGAGGCCAUGUGGUUCCAGUUGAACCAAGCUCAGGCAUAUGUCUAACCCCUAUACUCAAUCCCUAGACUCUUGGUCUUUAAUCCAUUUUGAAUUAACUUUUGGUUACAGAAUGAGGUAGGCAUCUAAGUUAUGGGUUUUGUAUGGCAUUAACCAGUUUUCCUGUGACCAUUUGUGGAGAAACUUCCCUGAUUCUCCUUAAUACAUUUAAUUAUUUUGUCGUAAAUACUAUAGGUAUUUUGAUGGGGGUUGCACUGAAUUCCUAGAAUGGUCAUUUUAAUAAUGUUUUCUCCAUACAUGAACAAAGAAUGGGUCUUUAUUUUCUUUUUUCUUCUUCUGUUCCUUCAGGAAUUUACCUUCUUUUUCUUUUUUCUUUGAUAAGUCUUUCACUUCCUUUUUCAAGUUGAUUGCCAGGUACUUGAUUUUGUUUUGGGACCAUAACUGGCAGUUACUGAGGAUUCUGCACUCAGAGAUCACUCCUGGUAGGGCCGGGGAAACCCUAUGUGGUACUGGGGUCAGUAUGAGGACCAGGCACAUGAAAUGCAAAUGCCUACCUGAUGUACCAUCACUGUGGUCCCAGGUUUAUUUCUGGGCAUUCUAUUCUAUUAUGUUCAUCUCUCUAUCUUUUUUUUUUCUUUUUGGGUCACACAGCGAUGCUCAGGGGUUACUUCUGGCUCUACAGUCAGGAAUUACUCCUGGCAGUGCUCAGGGGACCAUAUGGGAUAUCAGGGAUCGAACCCAGGUUAGCUGUGUGCAAGGCAAAUGCCCUAGCUGCUGUACCAUAAAAUGCUCCGGCCCCCAUUUUUAUGACAAAUACCACAUUAUCUUGAUUAUUCUAUCCUUGUAAUAUAUUUUUUUUUUAAAUCAAUAUGGUUUGUUUUGCGUGUGUAAUCUUAGAAAACAAGUAGAAUGGGCAGUGGUUUUGAGUCCCCACCCCAAUCCCACAGAGGAAAAAAUAAUUUUAAAGUAUUAUUAUUGAUAAAAUUCCAGAAAAUUGGUUAUAGUUUUAUCUCUUGGAGUGUUUAUGAAAUUGUUGGAAAAUUAAUAGUUUGGGCAUAAGAAGGGAAGAAUUCAUCCCUCACUCAAUUACUUAGGUUUAGAACUUAAGCAGUACAUUACUGGUUGUGAACACAUUUAGCCAAGAAAUAAUACAAAUUUUAAAUAAGGAUCUCAAACUUUUCUUUUUCAAGAUUGCUGGAGCUAUCUGGGGUCUUUUAUGGAGCUAUCCAAGUGUCAAGGCUUUGAUUUCUGUAGAUGAUGUUGUUAGAAUUCUGAUAGUGAUUGCAGCCAGCAGGUGCUCUGAGCAGCAUGAACAUUUUAACAGUAUUUUUUCUUAAAUCUACAGGCACAGAAUAUUUGUCUCUUCUUUUUUGUGGGUAGUUGGGGGCCUCCCGACAGUGUUCUCAGGGCCCGAUGAGCACCCCAGCAGGUUCCUCCACUCUGCAGCAGGAGGGGGAGAUGCAGGGCCGGAGCAAGUGACAUGCAGGGGCCAGUAAGUGCUGGGGCAGAGCGGGGGGCUGUGCGGCCUGCCGGCCUGGGACCAUCAGGGCUGCUCUGGCACUGCCCAGGGGCCUCCCGGUGAUGCCUGCGGCAGGGAGGGGGGUGUGGAACCCCUGACCCUCCUUAUAUUCCUUACAUCACACAGAGUUCUACUUCUGUCAUCCCUUUUAUAAAAUUUAGUUCUUGAUACUUUUUUUAAAAAACUGUAAACAAGAAAUUAAUGUAAAUCAUGGAGAAUACUAGUCCAAAUUGGGGUGUCGACAGGAGAGGUUUUAUUAUUUUGUACAUCAUAAGUGGAAUUAUUUUUUUCUCUGCUAGUUUAUGUAAGUGUAGAAAUGAAACAUUUUCAUUUUUGGUUUAUUUUUCUGCUUUUUUGGUCACACGCGGCUCUGCACUCAGGAAUUACUCCUGGUGGUGCUUGGGGAAACAUAUGGGAUGCCGGGGGAACCCAGGUCGGCUGCAUGCAAGGCAAACGCCCUCCUGCUGUACUAUUGCUCUGGCCCUGAAAUAGAUUUUUGUAUUUUAAAUUUGUAUCCAACAAUUUUAUGGAAUUUGUUCCAGUAGUGUUUUGGUGGCACUUGUAAGGUUUUAUGUUUAUAGCAUACCAUCUGCAAAUAGUGAGUUACUUCUUUUUUGAUAUGAACAUCUUUCUUUUCAUUGUUCUAGCUAGAAUGUCUAACAAUGUGUAUUAAAAUGGGGAAAGUGUG